UGAAAUCAGCCCAGAGAAGUGAUGGGAUUUGCCCCAGGUCUCCCACCCAGCAAGUCAGCGCUAACGACGGGUGUUGGCGGACAGUGAUGGUGGUUCUCACUCUUGUGUAUGAAGGACGGAGCCCUUGAACUGCUGGGUUCCUUCCAGGGAGGUGGAGGAGAAAUCCCAUCUGCUGGGGCCUGAGCGUGGCCUGGGGGCCAGGCCAUCGGUCCCAGAAUGCCCCUGCCCGAGCCCAGUGAGCAGGAGGGCGAGAGCGUGAAGGCCGGCCAGGAGCCCUCCCCUGAGUCCCCUGAGCCGGGCACAGAUGUCGUCCCUGCAGCCCCCACGAAGCCCACGGAGUUCUCCGAACUGGUCCUACUGACAGCCUCCACUGAGAAUGGGGAUGGAGUGGACUCCCAGCCCAAAGCAGUGCACUGUGUCCUGUCCUUGGAGAUGUCUGGCCCUGACACCCUGGCUGGGACCCCCCAGAUCCUGCCAGUAGAGGAACAGCAGGGGGCAGUCCAACCAAGCCCCCAGGCCCAGGAACUGAAACACAGCAAGCCAGACACAGCAGCCCCCCAGCCCCUGGAGUUCCUGAGGACCCCAUUUGGGGGCCGCCUGCUGGUGCUGGAGUCCUUCCUGUACAAGCAGGAGAAGGCUGUGGGGGACAAGGUAUACUGGAAGUGCCGCGAGCACACCGAGCUGGGCUGCCGGGGCCGGGCCAUCACCCGUGGCCUAAGGGCCAUGGUGAUGCGGGGCCACUGCCACCCGCCCGAUGAGGAGGGCCUGGAGGCCCGGCGCCAGAGACAGAAGCUGCCCAGCCCAGCCCUGCCCGAAGGCUUGGGGGAUCCCCAGGGCCCCGGCGGCCGAGUGGAGGAGCCCCUGGAGGGGGUGGGCCCGUGGCUGUGCCCCGAGGAGCCGGAGCCGGCCCCGGGGCCAGUGCUGAGCAAGCCAGCUCCCGAGGAGGAUGAGGGGCUCCGAGCCCUGUCGCUGCUGAGCUUGCCUCCCAAGAAACGCCCGACGCUGGGGACCGGAGGGCCCCCGCCCCUGGAGUUCCUGAGAACCUGCUAUGGGGGCAGCUUCCUGGUGCACGAGUCCUUCCUCUACAAGCGGGAGAAGGCUGUGGGGGACAAGGUGUACUGGACGUGCCGGGACCACACGCUGCAUGGCUGCCGCAGCCGGGCCAUCACACAGGGCCAGCGGGUGACUGUCAUGCGUGGCCACUGCCACCCGCCUGACGUGGAGGGUCUGGAGGCCCGGCGGCAGCAGGAGAAGGCCAUGGAGUUGCUGCGGGCCAGGCCGGGCGGCCCCGGGGGCCAAGUGGACAAGCUGCUCCAAGGCGUGGACAGCCUGUUCUACCGCAGGGGGCCGGGCCCCCUGACUCUCACCAGGCCCCGGCCCAGAAAGCGGUCAAAGGCCAAAGAUCAGGACUUCCUGGCCCAGCCGCAAGGCGAGGAGGACCAGGACGAGGACCUGGGAGGCCCUGAGUUCCUGAGGACCCCUCUGGGGGGCAGCUUCCUGGUGUACGAGUCCUUCCUCUACAGGCGGGAGAAGGCGGCCGGGGAGAAGGUGUACUGGACGUGCCGGGACCAGGCCCGCAUGGGCUGCCGCAGCCGAGCCAUCACCCAAGGCAAGCGGGUGACAGUGAUGCGAGGCCACUGCCACCCGCCCGACCUGGGGGGCUUGGAGGCCCUGCGGCAGCGAGAGAAACGCCCUGGCACGGCUCAGCGAGGGAGCUCUGGAGGCCCUGAGUUCCUGAGGACCCCUCUGGGGGGCAGCUUCCUGGUGUACGAGUCCUUCCUCUACAGGCGGGAGAAGGCGGCCGGGGAGAAGGUGUACUGGACGUGCCGAGACCAGGCCCGCAUGCGCUGCCGCAGCCGAGCCAUCACCCAGGGCCAGCGGGUCAUGGUGAUGCGCAGACACUGCCAUCCGCCCGACCUGGGGGGCCUGGAGGCCCUGAGGCAGCGGGAGCAGCUCCCCAGCCCAGCCCAGAGGGAAGGCUCAGGUGUGGAAACCCUCCAGCCCCUGGAGUUCCUGAGGACCUCUCUCGGGGGCAGGUUCCUGGUGUACGAGUCCUUCCUCUACAGGAAGGAGAAGGCGGCCGGGGAGAAGGUAUACUGGAUGUGCCGGGACCAGGCCCGCUUGGGCUGCCGCAGCCGGGCCAUCACCCAGGGCCAGCGGGUGACCGUCAUGCGCAGCCACUGCCACCUGCCUGACCUGGCAGGCCUGGAGGCCCUGAGGCAGCGGGAGCGGCUCCCCAGCACAGCCCAGCAGGAAGACCCAGAAAAGACAAAACUUCUGCCUGAAGUUCAACUGUGCUUCGAGACUUGUGCUCCUGAAAGCCAACAGAGCUAUGGGAAGGUGGAAGAUACACAUCUGGACAGCGAGUCCCAAUGAGGCCAGCCUCCUCCCAGACUCAGCAGAGGAACCUCACGUGUCACCUGCGUCAAGGAUGCUCCAGGUCCACACAGAACCCCGGCAUUUCCCACCACGUUAGAUUUUGCUCGACAAAACCUCUUUCACUCUUCCAAAGCAUCCACAGCCUUCACAUUUCCUCAAGAGGCCUCCCAGGAGGAACACUUCGAUGGUGUCUCCCUGCCGACAAAGAAGAGCCCCAGGAGCUGGUGGCCUGCAGCUGUGUGUGACGUGGAGUGACGUGGGGAGGGCCAUGGCCACGAAAAGCUCUGAGGAAGGAAGCAUCGUUCACAAAGACACCUGCCCCUGCCCUGGUGCAAAUACCCAUCUGUUUUCAGAGCCCACGGCUUUGCCAAGGGCUUUCCUGUUGGGUGUGGUCCUGCUUCAGCUCCACAACGUGGAAAAUCAUCGUGGAGGCCACUUCAAGACGAAGGUGGGGCACGUUUGGGGAAGUUCCUGCUUCCUCAGGCUGAGCUGCCCCUGCGGUUCCAGCCACCCCAGGUGUUUUCCGGGCAGGUGCCAGGUGGGCCUUCAUGCUCCUUGGCCAUCUGCUGCCGGGCUGUGGCUGUCCCAUUAACAGAGCAGGCCGAAACCAGAGGCCUUGCUACACCCUCUGUUAGAGUUCCCUUUGCUGUUUUCCAACUUAAAUUAAACCCAGUGUCCACAAUCCCCAGGGCAGGUGUUGUUCAGGCCCUGGAAGCCAGCCUGACGGCUGCAGGAAGCCAGCACUGGGCAAACUCCACCGGGGUCGCCCACGUUCGCCUGAUGCAGGAGGAGAGGCAGACCCCGAUGACAGCAGGUGCAACCCCUUCUCCUGUCUGAUGGCACGGCAGGGAGACAGCCUGCAGGGAGCAGUGAGCCCAUGUUCCCCACGAACUCCAGAGGCUGCUGCUUGCUAACAGGGCCGCAUCCUCCCCAGCGGGCUCCUUGAAUUGCAGGGGGAGCACACGGUGCAGGCUUCCUCCCACCAAGCUGGCCAUGCAGCCUGCCGUCCAGCCAUGGGACAGUGACAGCUCAGACACCCCCCACUGUCCUUCUGCCUAUACAUUUCCUGCAAUAAACCUGAUUUUAUAUCUUA
Molecule: messenger RNA, 3472 nt
Organism: Aethalodelphis obliquidens (Pacific white-sided dolphin)
Lineage: Eukaryota; Metazoa; Chordata; Mammalia; Artiodactyla; Delphinidae
Gene: FLYWCH1
Product: FLYWCH-type zinc finger 1
Exons: 9
Coding region: 217-2376 (719 amino acids)
Source: RefSeq, a predicted model, not a curated record